Messenger RNA from Hyalella azteca, 2445 nucleotides. Its product is annotated as FAST kinase domain-containing protein 5, mitochondrial. The transcript has 5 exons. Gene Ontology annotation, cellular component: mitochondrial matrix; ribonucleoprotein granule. Bases 126 to 2345 code for a protein of 739 amino acids. Gene Ontology annotation, biological process: mitochondrial RNA processing; regulation of mitochondrial mRNA stability. Gene Ontology annotation, molecular function: RNA binding. Lineage: Eukaryota; Metazoa; Arthropoda; Malacostraca; Amphipoda; Hyalellidae. The record is from RefSeq and is a predicted model, not a curated record.
AAAUGUUUGUUGCAAUAGCAAUGUUAUGUACAUUUUGAUUUGAAAGCAAUUGCCAUCAAAUUUUAAGUUAUUUCAUACGAGUUAGUAACCAUAAACUCUUCACAGGUUCUUACAGGUGAUCUGCAAUGUACCAGCACAUCCGUCUUUGGCCUUCUGUGGCCCCAGUGAUUAGAGGAGUCAUUGGUGGUCGUUCAGAGCUCAUUCACUCUGUUAAAAAUUAUGGCCAGUCCCACAUCUCUCAGACCAAAGAGCCAUGGAACAUAGUCUGUUCUGCACAACAAACUCACGCACAAACAUCUGCUUUUUCCACUCUACCACAAAAUUUUCAUACUCAGUUUACCAAUUCACUUAGCCUACAAUCUAAACUUUAUCAUUCUCCUAUAUUGAAUUCAUGCAAUAACCUUCAAGACUUCAUACAGAAUGAGAACGAACAUGCACACUCAGUAAUGUUGUCUUUGCCUGCCUACAACAACUCAACUGUGAGAGCAGCAAAUAUUUGUGACGUGUUACCUCCUCUUGAUACAAGCACUUCACCUCCUCCCUUGCCCCACAUAGACUGGUCUAGCGUUCUGCCUGAGGGCAUAGCAGGCUCCUUCAUAGCCCUCUCCAAACAGUGUAAAGAUCGACCCAUGGACCUAAAUUCAGCAUCUCACAACAAUUUGAAUUCUGCACUCGUUUCGUGCGUGCCAAGUUUGUCAGAUGCUACACUGAAGGAUGUGCUUGCUGCUCUGACUUUAUGGCCACCAAUGCCUUAUAUUAAGGACAGUAACUUCCACGUGUUAUGGGAAGCUCUUGACUCCGAAUGUGUGAAAAGAGUUCAUAAAUGGGAUUUACAGCAUGCAUUUGUCAUUGCUGAUUUAUGGUUCAUACUAAAGUUGUCGCGUGCUGGCACCUACACCAAAGCCAUGCUCCCUAUAGUGGGCCAUCAUUUCAGAAGCAUGGAGUCUCACCAGCUGGUCCAGUAUCUCUUCUAUAUGAAUUUGUCUCGAGACAAACCAUCCAUCAGCUUCUCCUUACUAGAACAAAAUCUAUCGAGAGUUAUUAAUCAGCUCUCCCUUGAAGAACUUGGUGUAGUAGCUAUGGGCUUGUUCAAAGUUCAAGCAUUUGUUAAAACUCCAGAGCUGACUGACGCUCUUUUCGAUUAUUUAUUGAGUUCGGAUUUGAGAGGAGCGUCGAGCAUCACAAUAGGCAGCAUAUUCAAGAUCUUGAGGCGAACCUACCAAGCAAUGCGGGUUGACAAAGUCAUGAAGCUGCUUGAGCACGUACGACCUGUUCUCUCGCAAUUCAGUAUCCAGGCUCAGCUGCAAAUUGCGCUCCUGGGCAAUGACGUGCUGGUCUUCCAUCCACAGGUCAUAAAUGAAAUUGCACUGAACUUCGUAAACAACUCAAACAAGCUGCGCCUCAAGGAUAUAGAAAGAAUCGUUUUUGCCCUCGCUCUGUACAACUACAUACCGCCACAGAAGAAAGACAUUCUCGACUUGUUUGCAGAAGAAAUACGUCGACCAGAGCGUCGUCAGGAGAUCAACCAAUACCCAAAGUCCUUCUUAUCUUGCGUGUCGUACAUGGCAUGUAUGGGCUUCUUCCCUAAUGACCUCAUAUCAACUGCACUACAGCCUGACUUUAUCACGUGUGUUUCUUCAAACAGUGAUAAUUAUCUGGAUAUUGGGCGCGAAAUCAUGGAGCUGGACUACACUGUGGAGAUAGACUCGCCUGCCAAUUACAAAGGACACAGGCUGGACCGAUCCUUCAGGGACAACUUACUGAAAACGUACAACUCGCGAUGGCGUCUGCCAGCAGAGGCGCUUGCUAUCAAGGAUCCUCAACCACCCGUGACCCACAACGAGCGCUUCAUUGUUGACGUGCACGACAAGCUUGGCUUGCUGUUAGGCGGCGACGAUCGGGUCAUCACUUCCUUCAUCUUGCCCCAUGUAUCUAUUCCAGAUAUCGUGCUGUGCCUGAACGCCAGCGGUGAACCGGUGCCGCUGCCUGAGAGUUUUGUGUCAUUGCCGCGUCUGGCGAUCAAGCGGCCGCUGCAGCGCUGCCCGCUCACCGGCCAGCAGCUCAAGUUCAUUUCUGUGAUCGCGGGAGGCCGGAACAGCUACGUUAGAGGCACCUUCAGGGUCAGGGGGCAACUUCAGAGUAAAAUGAGACACCUUCAGAAGCUUGGCUACCAUGUGUGUCUGGUGCCGUUCAUGGGAUAUCACAAACGCGCAGUGAAGUACAAGCUGGCGCUGCUGGACGAGCUGCUGGUGCAGCAGGGGGCGCUGGACGUGGGUGGCGAGCGCGUCACGUCGGCCCUAGCGACGCUCGAUGCAGUCAAAGCCAGCGGCCAGCUUGCCAGAUGAUCUUGCUUCUAACCUGCCUUUGCUCACAUACCUAAGAGUACCCACACGGUGAAAGCAGGUUUGCCCGUGCGGGCAACCUGCUCCAACCUGCCACAAGAAU